AAACACCAAAGCAGUGGAGCUGAUUUAAAUAAUUUCAGGGGCACAACAAUCUUCCAUAAGAGGAUACACAACAAUUGAGAGGCAUUCAUAGGUGGCUGCCACCAUUGUUUAAAGAACAUCUUGGGAAUAGAAGGACAUAUAAGCAUUUUAUAACAUCUGUUCUGGAUGCAAACAUCUCUCUGACCACUAGGACCAAAAUUACAAAGGAAGGAUGGAUUUUGUCAUGAAACAAGCCUUAGGGGGGGCAACAAAGGACAUGGGGAAGAUGCUAGGUGGUGAAGAAGAAAAAGAUCCAGAUGCCCAGAAAAAGGAGGAGGAGCGACAGGAAGCUCUACGCCAGCAAGAGGAGGAGCGCAAAGCCAAGCACGCCAGGAUGGAGGCAGAACGAGAAAAAGUCAGACAACAAAUACGAGACAAGUAUGGCCUAAAGAAAAAGGAAGAAAAAGAGGCAGAAGAGAAAGCAGCAAUGGAACAACCAUGUGAGGGCAGCUUGACUCGCCCAAAGAAAGCUAUUCCAGCUGGAUGUGGUGAUGAUGAUGAGGAAGAUGAGGAAAGUAUUUUGGACACAGUACUCAAGUACCUCCCUGGGCCACUGCAGGAUAUGUUCAAAAAGUAACCACAAGCACCUACUUGGGACUUUUGCUCCAGCCAAACCCAUGUUCAACUACAAGAAAAAAACAGUUAAAUCCUUAACUAAGAGAAACACAUAAAAGCACACAUAUGGAUAACACAAAUGAGUCUAAAUAAGAAGCUGCACAAAUACAUAAACCUCGGCAUUCAUACAUGAAUACAUACAGGCACACACAUAUGAACACAAAUUAUGCUCGUUACUGAGCUUUUUUAGACCAUAAUUUGCCUCACAAUAUGUUGCUUGGACCAAUUCUGUCACUGCUGUUCAAAACUCAAGUUUCAGCAGAGAAAAAAGUUUACAGAUCCAGCCCUUUUUUAUGAGCUUUAAAAAAAAAAGCUCAGUAUUGGGUGGGAUUAUAGCUGAAGAAGAGCAUGGGGUAAUGGCUGUGCCCUACACAUAUUUGCUAAAUAAUAAGAAAUUCCAAAACUUGACUACUCAAAAGCACUGUAAAUUUGUUAAUGAAAUCUAAGAUGUAUACACACAAUAGCUCUAACCCUUUAAGGGUACAGUCCAGGGAGAUAAAAAAUAACAGACUUCAGAUGAUGAUUU
Messenger RNA from Bombina bombina (fire-bellied toad), 1180 nucleotides. It is a transcript of the gene CPLX2, whose product is annotated as complexin 2. The record is from RefSeq and is a predicted model, not a curated record. Gene Ontology annotation, molecular function: syntaxin binding. Gene Ontology annotation, cellular component: terminal bouton; SNARE complex. Gene Ontology annotation, biological process: neurotransmitter transport; regulation of neurotransmitter secretion; synaptic vesicle exocytosis. Bases 212 to 616 code for a protein of 134 amino acids. Lineage: Eukaryota; Metazoa; Chordata; Amphibia; Anura; Bombinatoridae. The transcript is spliced from 5 exons.